Musa acuminata subsp. malaccensis (wild Malaysian banana) is the source of this 1079-nucleotide messenger RNA. The record is from RefSeq and is a predicted model, not a curated record. Lineage: Eukaryota; Viridiplantae; Streptophyta; Magnoliopsida; Zingiberales; Musaceae.
CGUUUCCGAAAACAAGCGGCCGCGUCGUUCGCCUCUCUCUCCUCUAUAUUCAUGUCCCGCCCAUCUCCCAGUUCCGCCGCCGCGUUCGCUCUCCUCGCUCCCUCUCUCUGCCUCAUCGUCUUCCUCGUCAUCGGAGGAAGCGCGAGGAGAAGAGAGGGAGAAUAACAACAGAUUGAAUCCCUGGUCCAGAACCCCUUUUUGUCUGCUCGCUUUCCCCCAUUUAGGCUCCAGAGGAUUGGGGGAAAAAAAAUCUCACUUUUGAUCCCAGCAAUGGCGGUAGUUGCGCAGUUUGGUGGCGGGUCCUGUUGCGGUGUGGUUAAAUUGGACUUGUCGACUUCUCUUGCUUUCUCAACGAGCUUCCAGAGUAAGGUCAGUUUUGCGUUGUCGUCGAGGUCAUUCUGUAGGAAGAGGGAGGGGAUCUGCGGAAAGAGGAGAGCUUUGAAGGUGUGCUGCGAGAGAAGGGUUUCUGCCGUUGUGGAGAAAGAUGCUGUCUUGAGGCAAGGGGCUGAUAGUAAUGUUGAGCAACUCAGCAUCGUGAUGAAGUUUGGUGGGUCAUCGGUGGCAUCAGCUGAGAGGAUGAAAGAGGUUGCGGACCUCAUUCUUAGCUUUCCGGAAGAACAACCAGCGAUCGUGCUCUCCGCCAUGGGCAAGACGACAAACAAUCUUUUGCUGGCUGGAACAAAGGCGGUCUGCUGUGGUGUUUCUAAUGUAUCUGAAUUGCAUGAAUUAAGCUUUGUGAAAGAGUUGCAUCUCAAGACAAUUGAUGAACUCGGGCUUGAGAGUUCAAUUAUUUCUGGUGAGUACUGUUUAUCACUAUCGUGUAUAGACUAUUUGGUUCCUCCUUUUUGGUUUAUAAGGAAGUUUAUGCCAUCUCUAAUAUCAGUUUAUGCAGUGCAUCAUCAAGUAUAAUCUUGUCAUGUAAAAAGGCCUGAUGUAAUUAUGCUAGUAGUGUCAAUUUUAUAAAAGAUCUUAUACAAUUAUGCUAAUAAUAAUAAUUUUAUAAUGGAAAGUUGGUGACCAACAUUAUGAUAUGCCCAACAAUAAUGCAGUGUAAUUAUCGGGUGAGUUGGGUAAUUAGU